Messenger RNA from Mitosporidium daphniae, 528 nucleotides. RefSeq lists its product as uncharacterized. Bases 1 to 528 code for a protein of 175 amino acids. Gene Ontology annotation, cellular component: cytoplasm. NCBI's taxonomy places the organism in Eukaryota, Fungi, Microsporidia. The transcript has 3 exons. The record is from RefSeq and is a predicted model, not a curated record. Gene Ontology annotation, biological process: tRNA N1-guanine methylation.
AUGUUUGCAGGAAUAGGUCCAUUUGCUAUCCCUGCGGCAAAACGAGGCUGUACCGUAUAUGCCAAUGACUUGAAUCCAGUCUCCAUCAAGUACCUUACACAGAAUGCCCGUCAAAAUAAAGUCGAGCAUGCCAUUAAAAUAUUCAAUUUGGACGCCAAGGAAUUCGUCAGGGAAGCUGUCAAUAUGCUUCCUAGGAACAUUCAUUUUGAUCAUGUUGUGAUGAACCUACCCGCCUUCUCGUUGGAGUUUAUUCCAGAUCUUGUCUCAGCACUUCGGGGAAAGCAAAGCUCGCAUCCAAACAAGCCAGCCGAUGAUCUGCCACUCGCUAAAAAGGCUCGCGAAUGCGCUCCAUCCUCGUCCACUAUUAUCCACUGCUACUUAUUCGCACGGACUGGAGAAGAUCCACUGCAGAUGAUACUGGAUAUCAUUGGGCCUCUUCAACUUUCCCCGCCUACUUCUGCUCACAAAGUGAGGACAGUCUCACCUUCAAAAAGUAUGUAUUGUGUCUCUUUCAGUCUGUCUCAUUAA